AUGAAGACGGAUUUCAAGUUUUCCAAUUUACUGGGGACCGUCUAUCGCAAAGGGAAUCUCCUCUUUACUCCCGACGGGACCUGCUUGCUCUCCCCAGUGGGCAACAGAGUCACUGUUUUCGACCUUGUAAACAAUAAAUCCUGGACUCUUCCCUUUGCCCACCGCAAGAACAUCGCCCGACUAGACCUCACUUCCCGGGGCAAUCUUCUUCUUACUGUGGACGAAGAUGGCCGCGCCAUCCUGACCAAUUUCCGGCGGCGGAUCGCCAUCUACCACUUCUCCUUCAAGUCCCCUAUUAGCGCGCUCAAAUUCUCUCCCUCUGGCCGGCAUUUCGCAGUAGGCGUGGGUCGCCGACUCCAGAUCUGGCACACGCCGUCCGCUCCAGGGACGGACGGCAAUGGAGAGAUUGAAUUUGCGCCAUUCGUCCUACAUCGCGACCUUGCCGGUCACUUCGACGUGAUUCAAAAUAUCGAAUGGUCGAGCGACUCGCGAUUUAUCCUCACCGCGUCAAAGGAUUUGACCGCGAGAGUGUGGAGUUUGAACCCUGAAGAUGGAUUUGAGCCUACCACUCUCGCGGGGCAUCGCUACGGUGUCAAGGCGGCUUACUUCAGCGCAGACCAGGAAAUUAUCUACACCGUCAGUCAGGACGGCGCACUAUUCCGAUGGGAGUACGUCGGAAAGGAGACGGACGGGGAGGAGAGUUCUGAUCUCCGAUGGAGAAUCGUCAAGAAGGACUUUUUCAUGCAGAAUGAUGCCAAACUGAACUGCGCCGCCUUCCACGCACCCUCCAAUCUCCUAGUCGUCGGCUUUUCGAACGGGAUUUUUGGCUUAUAUGAGCUGCCCGAAUUCAAUAUGAUCCACAUGCUGAGUGUAUCGCAAAGCAACAUUGACUUUGUCACGAUCAAUAAGUCCGGAGAGUGGCUGGCAUUCGGCUCCUCCAAGCAUGGACAGCUGCUGGUCUGGGAAUGGCAGUCGGAAUCCUACAUCUUGAAGCAGCAGGGGCACUUGGACUCGAUGAACUCUCUGGUGUAUUCUCCGGACGGGCAGCGGAUCAUCACCACGGCCGACGAUGGCAAAGUCAAAGUGUGGGAUGUGACGUCUGGUUUCUGUGUCGUGACGUUCACCGAACACACUAGUGGAGUGACAGGGUGUCAGUUUGCCAAGCGGGGAAAUGUCCUGUUCACGUCAUCGCUUGAUGGAUCAGUCCGAGCGUGGGAUCUCAUCCGGUAUCGAAACUUCCGUACCUUUACGGCUCCUACCCGACUAUCCUGGUCUUGUGUGGCGGUCGACCCCAGUGGUGAGGUGGUCUGCGCCGGCUCGAUUGAUUCAUUCGAUAUCCACGUCUGGUCCGUGCAGACGGGUCAACUGCUGGAUCGACUCGCAGGUCACGAGGGACCGGUGGUGUCAAUGGCAUUCUCCGCAGACGGCAGCCAUCUGAUCACUGGCAGCUGGGACCGUACCGUCCGAAUAUGGAGUAUUUUCGGAAGGACGCAGACCAGCGAGCCUCUCCAGCUCCAGUCGGACGUUCUGAGCGUGGAUUUCAGACCCGACGGGAAACAGAUUGCUGCGUCGACUCUCGACGGCCAGCUAACUUUCUGGUCUGUCACCGACGCAACCCAGCAGGGUCUGAUCGACGGCCGCCGCGACGCGUCCGGUGGACGGAAGAUCACUGACCGACGGACGGCCGCCAAUGUCGAGAGUACGAAAUCCUUCAAUACGAUCAAAUACAGCGCCGACGGAUCCUGCCUUCUGGCGGCUGGAAACACCAAGUAUAUUUGCUUGUAUGAUGUUGGAACGGGGUCGAUGGUCAAGAAAUUCACCGUGUCGGUGAACACGUCGCUGGAGGGCACGCAGGAGUAUCUCAACAGCCGCAACAUGACUGAAGCGGGGCCACGAGGUCUGAUCGAUGAGACGGGCGAGGCGUCUGAUCUGGAGGACCGGAUUGAUCGGACCCUUCCGGGUGUGAAGCGUGGCGAUGCGGCUGCUCGCACCACACGGCCGGAGGUGAGAGUUUCGGCAGUUGCCUUCUCGCCGACGGGGCGUUCAUUCUGCGCGGCGUCGACGGAGGGUCUUUUGAUCUACAGUCUGGACACGGAAUUCGUCUUUGACCCGUUCGACCUGGACAUCACGAUCACGCCAGACACGAUUCUCGACACCUUGCAGGCUGCGAAACAGUCCUCAUCCUCGACGUCGACGGAUGCUGACCAGCCAUCGUUCCUCAAAGCGCUCAUCAUGGCUUUCCGUCUGAACGAGGCGCCUCUCAUCCGGCAGGUCUAUGAAGGAAUCCCGCCGUCGGACAUCCCGCAUGUCGUUCGGGCCCUUCCGACGGUGUACCUUCCUCGUCUUCUCCGGUUUGUGGCCAACUCGACGGACGAGACACCGCAUCUGGAGUUCAACCUGCUCUGGAUCACGUCGCUGCUCAGCAUUCACGGUCGGUACUUGAAGGACAACUCGGGCACGUUCGCACCGGAGCUGCGUGCCGUGCAGCGAGUCAUUGACGAGAUCCAGGCCAGUCUGAAGCGGCUGUCGGAGCGGAACCUGUACGAAUUAGAUUAUCUCCUGUCGAAGCCCGUGCUGGCGGAACAGAAGAGCAACGGGGUCCAAAAGAUCGACGAAAGCGGACCUGCGGUCGACCAGGAGAUGGAAGACGCCGACGGCGACGCUAACGAUGAUGCUGAUGGCGAUGGCGGCGAUGACGGGGAGGAGGAAUGGAUUGGGCUUGAGUAA
Molecule: messenger RNA, 2727 nt
Organism: Rasamsonia emersonii CBS 393.64
Lineage: Eukaryota; Fungi; Ascomycota; Eurotiomycetes; Eurotiales; Trichocomaceae
Product: Small nucleolar ribonucleoprotein complex subunit (Pwp2)
Exons: 5
Coding region: 1-2727 (908 amino acids)
Biological process (GO): ribosomal small subunit assembly; maturation of SSU-rRNA from tricistronic rRNA transcript (SSU-rRNA, 5.8S rRNA, LSU-rRNA)
Cellular component (GO): Pwp2p-containing subcomplex of 90S preribosome; small-subunit processome
Molecular function (GO): protein binding
Source: RefSeq, a predicted model, not a curated record